This is a messenger RNA of Phalaenopsis equestris, 669 nucleotides long. Its product is annotated as MLP-like protein 423. The transcript has 2 exons. Gene Ontology annotation, molecular function: abscisic acid binding; signaling receptor activity; protein phosphatase inhibitor activity. NCBI's taxonomy places the organism in Eukaryota, Viridiplantae, Streptophyta, Magnoliopsida, Asparagales, Orchidaceae. The record is from RefSeq and is a predicted model, not a curated record. Gene Ontology annotation, biological process: abscisic acid-activated signaling pathway; defense response. Bases 57 to 512 code for a protein of 151 amino acids.
GCCAACAUACCCAUCAGGAAAGCAAUAUCCCUUCACCACCGAAGACCAAAAAGAUCAUGGCUUCCAAGCUUGAAACUGAAGUGGAAGUAACUUCACCUGCUGACAAAUUCUGGGGGAGCAUCAGAGACUCUACUGAGCUCUUCCCUAAGAUCUUUCCGCAGCAUUAUCAGAGCAUCAAAGUCAUAGAGGGGGAUGGCAAGAGCGACGGGAACAAAAGUGCCAUCGAUAUGGUUGCAGGAGUUCCUUUCGUUAAGUUUGCAAAGGAGAAGGUUGAGUUCGUCGACGACGCAAACAAGCAGGUCAAGUACAGCGUGAUAGACGGCGAGCUUCUGAGUUACUAUAAAAGCUUCAGGCCGACUCUUCAGGUGGCUUCCAAAGGGGACGGUGUGGCGGUGGUCAAGUGGACGGUGGAGUACGAGAAGGUGAACGAUGAAGUCCCUCCCCCUGAGCUGAUACAGGAGAUGGCAGUUCAAACAUUUAAAGAUCUGGAUGCAUAUCUGCUCAAAAACUAGAAGGUGCCGAUCCAUAUCAGCCCUAGAUUUUAAGCAGUAAUCUAUAUGAAUAAGAGUGGAAGGUUUUAUAUGUAAUAAAUUUGUUUGUGGUGGUUUGCUCAUCAUGAUUUGUCCUCUCAUAUCCCAUGCUAUUAAUAAAUUUGUUUAUCUGAAUCAA